UGAAACUUAGUCCCAAAUAAAAGGUGCAGCACCUCGUCUUAUUCACUCACACAGCAGAUAACCGGAUACACGACGGUCAGACACGGAACGUUUUAUUAAUUCAGGGUGGAGCUAGUCUGCGGCUUCUCUGAUCAUGUGACCUCUCUAGACAUUUGAUUGGUGGCUACAACCUGUCAGGAUGGCUGGAGGCGGGGCUUGCUGGAUCCUGUUCCUAAACACCAUGUGUGUCAUAUAUCUUGCUGCUUUGUGCCAUGAGUCCUCUGAUCUGAGGGUCGUUCUGGUCGGGAAGACAGGAUCAGGGAAGAGUGCAACAGGAAACAACAUCCUGGGGCAGGAUGUCUUUAAAGAGGACAUAUCAGCUGAAUCAGUGACCAGUAGUUGUCAGAAACAUCAGGCAGAAGUAGCAGGGAGAAAGAUACAGGUCAUUGACAGUCCAGGACUCUUCGACACCAACAUGACCGAGGCAGAAGUGAAGAGACACAUCGAGGAGUGUGUCGACAUGUCAGUCCCAGGACCACACGCCUUCCUGCUGGUUAUUAGAAUCGGGAGGUUCACUGAGGAGGAGAAGAACACCGUCAAAUGGAUCCAGAAGAACUUUGGAGAGGAUUCAAACAUGUACACUGUGGUUCUGUUUACCCACGCAGAUCUGCUGAAGGGUAAGACCAUGAAGGAGUUUCUCCAGGAAGGUAAAGACGGGGCAGGUUUGCGUAAACUAGUGACGGACUGUGGAGGUCGCUACCACGUCUUCAACAACCAGGAGAAGGUGAACCGUACCCAGGUCACCAAGCUGCUGGAGAAGAUUGAUGAGAUGGUGGAGUUCAACGGGAGACAACACUACACCAACGAGAUGUAUGAGAAGGCCCAGAGAAGGAUGAGGGAGGAGGAGAGGAAGAGGAAGAGAGAGGAGGAGCAAAGAAUAAAGGAUGAGGAAGAGAGGAUCAGAAAGGAGGAGAGGAUUCAGAACUACUGUUACCUGGCUUCGCUUAUUGGUCUGGGGACCCUGGGGGUGGGGGGCUACCUGGGUGCUGGGGUUGUCAAGGUAGCGGGCGCAGCUCUGUGGCUGGGGGGAAUGUAUAAAUGUUCUGAAGAAUUCAAUAACAAGUGAGGUGUCAGUCAGGGGUCAGAUCUCUGUCUGUGAUGCUGUUAUGAUGCUGUUAUAAUGCCGUUAUCUUUUUUGUUGGUCUCUAUUUUGUUUAAAAAAUAAACAAAAAGAACUGACGGGUUUGGGUUUAUGUUGAUUGGUUUUCUGUUUUUACUAUUUACAAAAGUUUGGGUUCUGUUAAACCUGUGUGAUAUCUGUGUGUGUGUGUGUGUGUGUGGUGUAUCUUUGUGUGGGUGGCUGGGUGUGUGUGUCUUUAUGUAUGUGGCUGGGUGUGUGUGUUUAUAUGUGGUCUUACCUGAGUGUGUUAUUGUUGGUAUAUAUCACCUUCAUAUAGGAGUAAAGAGCAUCUGAUGUUAUAGGAGAUAUUAACUCUGUAUUGGACAGAUUACAUACUUCUAAGUGUGGGUUGGGUCAAUAAAGGGUUAAAAGACAUUCUUGUUCUCUUGUGUAUUUUUAAACUUUAAGAUAAUCUACUAUCUGAUACUUUGUGAUACUGUGUGCUAUU
This is a messenger RNA of Osmerus eperlanus (European smelt), 1607 nucleotides long. RefSeq names its product GTPase IMAP family member 7-like. Gene Ontology annotation, molecular function: GTP binding. The record is from RefSeq and is a predicted model, not a curated record. The transcript has 3 exons. NCBI's taxonomy places the organism in Eukaryota, Metazoa, Chordata, Actinopteri, Osmeriformes, Osmeridae. Bases 179 to 1105 code for a protein of 308 amino acids.